Molecule: messenger RNA, 1536 nt
Organism: Didymodactylos carnosus
Lineage: Eukaryota; Metazoa; Rotifera; Eurotatoria; Philodinida; Philodinidae
Source: the annotation of a GenBank genome assembly
AUGGCGUGGAAAUAUCAAGAAGACAAUCUUGAUGAAAUGAGAAAUCUACGUUAUUUCGAUAUUGAGGAUGAACCACGUAAAAUGUUAUUACCGAUAGAAGGUUAUGAAUUGGUUCCACUUAUGUCACUCGAAAUGGCUGUGAAACCACUUGAACAGCUCAUUCCCGAUAUUCAACGAAAAGUCUAUGUCGCUAAAGAAAACAGUCAAGAGCCACAAGACUCGCUCAGUAAAGAUGAAUCAGGAUCGAUACAUUUGUACACAAUGGAGUGGGAACCUCAUUCACAGUGUCUUUACUUCGUUCUAAACACAGCACUACGCGCCGAAAAUCGACAAGAAUUGAAACCGUUCUUCCCUUAUUUGAAACUUUUUCUAAUUGCGCUAUUAAAACUCCCAUCCGAGAAACGUACCGUAUGGCGAGGUGUCAAGCUCAACUUGAGUGAACAGUAUGUGAAAGGAAAUACGGUAACGUGGUGGGGCUUAAGUUCUUGCACCGAAUCCAUUAGUGUGCUCGAGUCUCCUCAAUUCCUCGGUAAAUCGGGUACACGUACUUUAUUUAAUAUUGAAUGUGAGAACGGUAGAAUAAUUCGUCGCCAUUCAUACUAUCCAAAAGAGAACGAAAUUCUUCUACUACCUGCCACACAAUUUCAAAUCAUUGAUAAAAUCGAUAUUGGUAGCGAUACACAUAUUAUUCACCUACGCGAAGUAGAAACACCAUUUCCAUUUCUGCAAUCGCCAUUCGAUACCACAUCUACGUCAGCCACGAAUAGUGCAGACAUAACGCACAAAUUCAAUGAAAUAGUUAUCAAUAAAGCGUCCUUUAUAUCCACAAAUACAAACCGAUCGACAAUGGAAAAAGUACUUGUGGCUAUCACAAAAUAUCCAAAAGAAAAGUGGUUGAAACAUGAAAUCGAACAGCACAGAGCGGACAAGGAUAUGAUUUUGGGAGGACAAAACAUUACAGAUCAAGAUGUAGAAAUCAUUGCUGAAGAAUUAAUGGCAUCGAACACAUGCUGGUACAGAUUGUGGUUAGGGAAUAAUAAAGUAACGUUCACAGGUGUGAGGAAUUUAAGUAUUGCGUUAAAAAUAAAUUCAACACUAGUAAAACUCUACCUUGAUUGGAAUGAACUGGGCGACGAGGGUGCCAUAUUAAUAGCUGAAUCACUGAAAACAAACAAAAUGUUGAAAGUAAUCAACUUGCAUUGGAACAAAAUUGGCGAUCACGGCUGUUUAGAAUUAGCUGAAAUGUUAAAAGUGAAUCAGACGCUUGAGGAGCUGCGGCUGGGUCAUAAUCUGAUAACGGACUCAGGAACGAAUUUUAUAUCAACUGCAUUAAUCAAGAACAACAGCCUCGUAGUUUUGGAUCUUCAUGAAAAUCAAAUAACCGACAAUUGUGUCAAGACUUUUUAUGAAGCAAUGAAAACAAAUCGAACAUUGAAACAGCUAGAUCUCACACAUCAAACGUGUAAGAGAGUUGAUGCUAAUGCGACUAUGAACGUUGCUGUUCGUGGAAAAAUUCAAGAAAUGACAAGUUUAUAA